Molecule: messenger RNA, 3627 nt
Organism: Tetrahymena thermophila SB210
Lineage: Eukaryota; Ciliophora; Oligohymenophorea; Hymenostomatida; Tetrahymenidae
Product: cyclic nucleotide-binding domain protein
Exons: 5
Source: RefSeq, a predicted model, not a curated record
CAAUCAAUUAAUUAUGAUGAUUCAGGGAACCUAUCUUAAGAAAAGCAGCAUAAAAGGAUUAAUUAUUUGAAUGAUAAACAAAUAAAAUAAAUUUAUCUGAAAUCUUUAAAAAGUCUGAUUUCCAAUCUGGAUGAGCUAAUUCAAAAUCUUUAAUCUAGAAUGUUUAAAAACCAUAAUAAGUAGGAGUAAAUUAAAUACAUUUCUGAUGACAAUUAUUUUCCAAAAAAAUAUAUUGAACUUACCACUGCUGAUCUUGACACCAUUAAAAACCCUGACAAAGUGAUGGAGUCUAUAUAAAAAUAAAAGAAUGACUACGAACAAAGGAUGCUAAAUUUAGAGUUAACCUAUAUCAUGCUAAACGAUCCUGUUUAGUAACUGGUCUUUGUAGAUAUUAUACAGAAGAACGCCUUUUCCAAUAUUUAAUUAAAAUUUAUAAAAGACUUUGUUUGCUAAUUCAGCAUUUUUAAAAAUAACUAAAAACUUAAUGAAUAAUCUUAAGAGCUAGAUGUCAAACUUCUACUUAGACAUCUAAAAUUAGAAAAAUUUGAUAAAAGAUAAGUUAUUUUUGAAUACGGUGAGCUCGGUUAGAAGUAUUAUAUGUUAUUAAAAGGAAAAGUGCUCUUAUUUAUUCCUAAAGGUAUCGAAAAUGACACUCAAACUCAAUAUGUUAAAGUAAACUAGUUAAGUGAAGAGGAGCAAUAUUAUAAAAAAAAAUUUCCAAAUAUGUUCAACAAAAAAAAAAUAAUUCCAGGUGAAUCAUUUGGAGAAAUAUCAUUAUUAACUAAUUAAACAAGGACUGCAACUAUGGUUUGUGGAGAAGAAAGCUGGUUACUUACUUUGAAUAAAGAGGGUUUUGAUAAAUUAAUUGGACAUAUUCAUACUUAGUAAGACUUAAAGAACACACAAUUUCUUUAAAAAUUUGAAAUGAUUUAAUGCUUAUCGAAUAAUAAGGUUCACUCAAUGCUGCAUAACAUUACUACUUAGAAAUAUAACUACAAUAACAUCAUUUAUACAGAGGGAUAAGAAGCAGAUAAAAUUUAUUUUAUAAAAAGUGGUGUUGUGGAGAUCUCUAAAUUGUCAUUAAUUUAAGAAACUAACCAGACUAUUCCUAAUAUUCAAGAAGAGUUUGAAAGUGAUAUCUCAAAAAUGAGCCAAACAUUACAGUCAUCAUAAAAACUAUAAAGACUCUACUCGCUAAAUCGAAACAACAAAAUAAAUGACAAAAUGUAGAAAUAUAAAAGAGUUAAAAUAGCUAUUUUAACAGAAAACUCUUAUUUCGGGCAUUAAGAGGCAAACCAAGAUAUCGAUACCAAUCACACAUAAACAAGAAAAUAUUAAGCUAAAUGCAUAAGCGAAGAAUUAGAGCUUAUGGUCAUCUAGAAAAAGAUCUUGCUACAGUAUUUAAGCAAUUCGAAGGAUGGUUUAUAAGUCUUUUUUAGCACAUAGCAGAGAUAGAUUUAGUGGAAAGAUUAAAAUCUGAAAGAAUAAAUAAAAAUUUUAUCUCUUGUAAAGCAAUAAAAUCUACGAUCAAGAAAAAGCGAGUCUAGUUUUUAAAGUUUUCAGUGUAAUUCAUAUAAUAACUUCGAAUAAAAUUUUCCUGAACUUGAUGAAGAGAGCAGUUCUAAGCUGAAUGCUUAACAGAAAAGGCAGUUUUAUCUUACAAGAAGAGAUUAAAAUAAUACUCUGACAAAAAAUUAUUCUUUAAAAUCUUUUUCUUAAGAAACAUCAGCUAGCAAUUAAGGUAAACUAUUUGAAUUAUCUGAGAGAAAAUCACUAAGGAAUAAUAUGAGUAUGUUUUUUGCCAAAUAAAAUAAAACUCAGGAAUAUGAUUAAAAUUAUCCUUAAAUGCUAUUGAAAACCCAGCAAAACUAUUCAAACGAUGAAAGAAGCACUAAAAAAAUACACACAAAUCUUUAGAGUCUCGAAGGCCAUGAUUUUUAUAAUCCUGAUAAGCUAGAAAAAACGACUUCAUUGUUUUGCUAAACAAACGAUAAAAAUAUAAAGCAUUAAGCUUAAAAAAGUAAUAUUUUUAAAUUCACAGAGGGAGAAUAAAUUGACACAAGUUUACAUGCUACAGCAAGUCCUAAUUAAAAUGAUAAAAAAAAAAAUUCAAUACAAAUUAAAGACUUUUUGAAUAACGAGAAUCAAACUACAAAAGAAACCAUUUCAUAUUAAAAUAAUUCUCUGCAAGAAGAAGAGGAAGAAGUAGAUGGUUAAGUACAAAAAUCUAUUCAUAAUAAAAGCUAAAUCGAUCAAAGGAAAUUAAUAAAAAGUUGUUCAUUUAAACAAAAGUUUAAGGCUCUUAAUAUAUCAAACUGUAAUCCAAUUAAAAGCAACAGUUAAAUAUACUAAUAGUAAGAACCGUGUGAUCAAAUUGUUUCCCCUCUUGAAAUAUAAAAUAAUUUGAAAACGACAUAUUUGCAAAGAAAAAAGAGUAACUUUUCUUCAAGUGAUUAAUCAACUCCUUAAACAAACAGAAAACAGGAUUUACUUUAAUCUAUUUCAUAAAUAGGAAAACAACAUAAAUAGCAACUGUAAGAAACGAUCAUACUGGUUGACUCAAUUCAUUUUGAUAGUAGUAUUACUAGUACAUAAUAGAACACAAAUAAAGACUAUUUCACAGUAUCGAAAAAUUAUGGAUAUAUUUCAGAUAGAAGAACAGGAAAUACAAAUAUAAAUACAACUACUACUAAUUAUGAUUCUGAUAUUAGCAAAGAUUCACCAUAAAAAGCUAUUAGUCCUUAUUACUUUUAUACUACUACUACUAAAAAGCAAAAUAUCAAAUAAAUAAAUUCUAACCGCCAUUAAAGUUAACAAUUUUAAAAUCCAUCUGCAUAAUUAAGCUAUUAUUACAAUAAAAACAAAUCGAUCAUUGAAACUAACAAUUUAGAUCAACACCAAAAUAAUACUUAAUCACCACAGUCAGUGUAAAUACUAAAAUCUUAGUCAUAGAUUUAAUAGGAUAUCAAUUCUUAGCAAGUAUUUGGUGAUUUUAAGCAAUAUUAUGCUAAAAAUUUAUAUUAUAUUACAUCACUUAAAGAGUAAAUAUUCGAAACUAUAAGCAAGUAAAGUCCUCCGUAAAAUAGAUAAGGCUUAUUCUAUGAUAUAGAUUUAGAUUUAAAAAAUUCUCAUAAUAUCAAGAAACAAAAGCUAGAUGAAAAGUUUGGUUUGACAUUAAGAGAGGAUCCCUAGAUUUCAUUUUAGUAAAGUUAAUGUUAAAAUAAUUCCAUUUAGUAAGCAAAGGUAAAAAAUUCCUUUAGUAUUAAUAAAAAUUAAAGCAGUCAACAUUAAUGCGAGAAUUAAAAAAAAGAAAAAAUAUUUAGUGAUGUCGUGACGUAAAACAUAAAGUGUAAUGUUAUAAAGAAUAGAAAAACUAUGUUCCAUAUACAACUAAAAGACUCUAUUUAGGAAAUAAAUAAUAACCAACUUCAAGAUUAUAGUUAAUUGAAAGCAAGUGAUCAGUAGUGUUAAUAAUAGAUAAAUUAAUUGUCUUAAUUCCCAAUCCUCUAUGAUAAUACUAAAAAAUUGUUAGAUAAGCAAAAAAUAUUCCCUCAAACUGCAAGAUUAAAUCUUUAAAAUAUUGAAAUAGCCUAACACAAGCAAAAUUUUUCCAAAUCGCCAAGAUGA